This is a messenger RNA of Papilio xuthus (Asian swallowtail), 2148 nucleotides long. Its product is annotated as facilitated trehalose transporter Tret1-like. Bases 385 to 1791 code for a protein of 468 amino acids. Gene Ontology annotation, cellular component: membrane. The record is from RefSeq and is a predicted model, not a curated record. Gene Ontology annotation, molecular function: transmembrane transporter activity. NCBI's taxonomy places the organism in Eukaryota, Metazoa, Arthropoda, Insecta, Lepidoptera, Papilionidae. Gene Ontology annotation, biological process: transmembrane transport. The transcript is spliced from 7 exons.
AAGUAUCUUAAUAAUGACUGUAUAGAUCGAUGAAAUUCGACAUGAAUGUAGAACAUAUACUGGAAGAAAAUAGAGCUACUUAUUAAGAUUUUUUUUAUUUCCGCGCGGACGGAGUCGCGUGCUACAACUAUACAUCUCCGUCUUACAUCACUUAUGUAUAUUAUCACAUGAAAUUAAUCUAUACUUACUGAAUUUUAAUCAUUAAUUACUAUCUACAGUUACGAAUUAAGUACUAGCCAGAUAUAUAGGUGAAUUUACGAACAUCAGUAAAUAUUUGAUAAACCAUUUAGAUCAAUUUCGUGCCUCAUUGAAGUUGUACCUUUGUUAAAUUGAAAAAAAAAUAAUGAAAUUAAUCUUAAAAUAAUAAUAAUAUUUAAAUAUUAAAUGGAACGUCCAGAGUACGAAUACGAUAGAAUAGAAAAGUUGCCAGUUGCGAUGGACACGUCGAUUAAAUUUCAGCUGUUAAUUGUGGCCUGUAUUAACAUUGGUCAGAUAGUGGUGGGAUACAGCGUCGGAUGGUCAGCUCCUAUCAUACCUAAGUUACAGGACAACACAACUUCGCCUUUGCCGGAACCUAUAACAGACCUUCAGGCAUCAUGGGUCGGUUCACUGCUUUAUAUUGGAGCCAUGAUUGGUCCUUACGUCACUGGCAUAUUAUCAAAUCUGAUUGGUCGAAAACCUUGUUUGCUGAUUGGUGGAUGCAUAAAUGUACUGUCGUAUAUUCUGGUCAUCACCACGAAAAAUGUUGCAAUGGUGAUGGCGUUAAGGGUGAUGAGCGGACUUGGAAUGGGUAUCACAACGGUGUGCAAUCUUGUAUAUGUCGGUGAAAUAGCGUCGACUAACAUAAGAGGUAUACUACUGACAUCUACGGGUAUAGUGGGGAUAACUGGUACAUUAAUAGUGUACGCGGUAGUACCUUACGUAUCAUACGUAGCAACGGGGUAUAUAGCACUAGCUGUGAGCAUAGCGCAUGUAGUUGGAUUGUUCUUCGUACCAGAAUCACCAGUAUACUAUGCUAUGAAAGGUCAAGAAAUAAUGGCAGCUAAAACACUCAACUUAUUAGGAAGGUCUUCUGAUUUAGAUAAAGUUUUAGAGACCUUUGCACAUAAGAAAGGUGAAUCAUCAAGUAAAGUAAAAGAUUGGAUUGAAAUAUUCACCGUUAAAUCAAACAGAAUGUCUUUGUUUAUUACAUUCACAUUGGGAGCUCUACAGCAAACAAGUGGUGUGGCUGUAGUAUUGUUCUUUGCGACAACGAUAUUCCAGUUAGCUGGAUCAAGUAUACGACCUGAUUUAGCAACUAUUAUUAUUGGAGUAACAAGACUGGUAUCUAGUUUGAUCGCUCCAACAUUUGUAGAAAGAUCUGGAAGGAAGAUUCUUUUGUUGGUGUCUAUGAUUGCUUGUGCUGUCAGUUUAGGCGUACUCGGAUUAUAUUUCUAUUUGGACAGAGUGAAGAGUCCGGCCAUUGAAUCUAUUGGCUGGUUGCCGCUGGUUGCUUUGAUUAUUUAUUUCUUUUCCUAUGAAGCUGGUUUCGGUACGAUACCAAAUGCGAUAGUCGGCGAGAUGUUCCGGGCCAACGUGCGUGCGAAUGGCUCCGCUCUUGCUAUAACCCUCACGUGGCUCGUCGGCUUUGGUCUUACCACUGGCUUCAAUAGCAUGAUAGACGUACUCGGUGGUGACGUCACAUUCUGGAUUUUUGGGGGUUCAUGUAUUGUUGCGUUCUUCUUCACAUUCUUCUUUGUACCGGAGACUAAAGGGAAGACUUUAAAUGAAAUACAAGAUAUGAUGAGUUAGUUUAAAAUAAUGUUUUUAAUAAUUGUCAUAUGUAUCGUUGGAUUAUUACUAAGUAACCCCUUUUAGAGUAUUUUUAUGAAACUUUGAGUUGUGUAUUAAACCUCAUUGCCACUAAGUGGCUAGCGGUGUUCCUCUUUUUGCGAGCGACUGUUUUCUUUGAGCAAUGUAUGUAAUGUGGUCGCGCUGCUAUUUGCUAAGUGAAAUUGGAUUCUAAAUAUUAUAGAAUCGCCAAUAGGUUAGUAGGGGUCACUACCACUGUUUAUAAAUAAGAAAAAUUCAUAUCGAAGUAACUAUGAUAAAGAAUAGUGUAGAUGUAGAGUAAAUGUGUUGUGUAAACAAUAAAAAAAAAAUAUUAUU